Molecule: messenger RNA, 1299 nt
Organism: Lichtheimia ornata
Lineage: Eukaryota; Fungi; Mucoromycota; Mucoromycetes; Mucorales; Lichtheimiaceae
Exons: 3
Coding region: 1-1299 (432 amino acids)
Source: RefSeq, a predicted model, not a curated record
AUGACAUGCCACACUAACGAGUACAGCGACCCCAACAAAAUAUCUAUAAGCUUAGGGGAUGACAAAGGCUACCACUACAAACGUUUUUUCGAACAAGGCCUUAAUGCACUUUUGGCCGACCCACACUUUUUGCUCCUAUACGUACCUGAAAAUGGAGUCAAAAUGCAAAUUAUACGACCAAGCAGCAACCCACACCAUCUUGAGCGCAUAAUGAAAAUGAUGAAUGAAGAAACGAGAGACAUCCCAUCCUUUUAUUAUGCGUUGUCACACCUUUGGGGGAUCUCAGAAAGCAACCGACACCUAUGGAUCGAUAUUGGCAAUUACGUGGAUGAUGAAAAUGGACAACCUGUCGAUCCAGUUUCAAUGCGACCCGAAAAACGUGAUCCGUUACUUGCAUUACUCAAAGACCACCCUGGCAGUUAUUGGUGGAUUGAUGUCUUGUGUGCACGUACCGAUACUCCCUUGGAUAUUAUGGGCGAUAUUUAUUCUUGUUGCUAUGAAUGCAUUGUCAUGAUCGAUUGCGAACCUGAUCUAAUACCACAACUUUACGCCAUGAUGGAUGCGGAUGAAGCAUUUCCUAACUAUUGUUGGGUGCUUGAAAAUCGAAAUCUAGACGACCUUUUGCCUUACAAACAGCUUUACGACGACAAAUAUCCUCAGAUGAUUGAUCUCUUAUACGCACUCAUGCAAAGUCAAUGGUGGCAACGUGUAUGGACCUGGCAAGAGAUGGCUCUACCUGUAGGAGGCGUACGUCUUAUGGCGGAAACAGGCACGCAUCGAUCCCUAAACAACACAAUCACGGUGGAUGACCUAGGUCGCUUUUACAAUGCGGUGUUUGUUAUAAAUGAAUACGAAUACAAUCGUCAGCUACAAGAGUCAAAAGAAAGUACUGAAUGGCUGAAUGUGAGAACGGUAUUGCAUUGGCUUUUCGACAUCUUCCGCGCACGAAGAUCCAAUAACCAGCGUAUCAAAAACAAAAAGAAUGCACGGAUAUUUUACUUUUUAAUUUGCUCAUUGGGUAAGUCCACCAGACGAUGCAUGGAUCCUGUGGAUUAUGUCUAUGGUGUGCUCGGCAUGUUUCAUUUCAAAAUCCCAAGGAUGACCGAUCCGAAUACGGUUUGGCAGCUCUUCCUCGCUGAGCUUGAUAAUUACAUGAUGGAUUUUAAGGAUAAAAAGUUUUCAUGGGGAAGAAUUACUGGAAUCAGUGAUAAUGCAUACCAAAUUGAUGUAUUGAAAGCUAAAAACAUGGCUGAUUUAUACAAUGAUUUGCUCGUAGUCGUAGAGGAUGGCGAUCAAUAA